Cololabis saira (Pacific saury) is the source of this 3301-nucleotide messenger RNA. RefSeq names its product grainyhead-like transcription factor 1 (gene grhl1). Gene Ontology annotation, cellular component: nucleus. Bases 174 to 2018 code for a protein of 614 amino acids. NCBI's taxonomy places the organism in Eukaryota, Metazoa, Chordata, Actinopteri, Beloniformes, Belonidae. The transcript is spliced from 16 exons. The record is from RefSeq and is a predicted model, not a curated record. Gene Ontology annotation, molecular function: DNA-binding transcription activator activity, RNA polymerase II-specific; RNA polymerase II cis-regulatory region sequence-specific DNA binding. Gene Ontology annotation, biological process: regulation of transcription by RNA polymerase II.
CAUUGCCCCCAAAAAAGCGAGAAAAAGCUGACAAAACCCGUUCUCUCAGUAGGGGACACCUUGUUUGUUGCGGCAGCCCUCAUCCAGCCUGACAGACAACGGAGUUGUCCUCGGGAAAGAAGACGGGUCGGAUUUUCAGUACCAACUAGAAAGUCCAGUUCGACCGACCGGAGAUGUCACAGGAGCAUGACAAUAAGCGUGCAGUCCUGGUUCUCCAGAACAAACAGGGUUUUGCCAACCAGCGUCGCUCCUUCACCACGGAGGAUGAAGCCUGGAAGUCGUUUCUAGAGAACCCCCUGACAGCCGCCACCAAGGCCAUGAUGAGCAUAAACGGAGACGAGGACAGCGCUGCAGCUCUCGGCUUCCUUUAUGACUACUACGAGGUGCCCAGGGAAAAGAGAACAAUGCACCAGGCCAAGACAGACUCGCUGGUCUCUGAUGUGGAUCCAAACAAAAGGCACCAACUCCAGACCAGACACCCCAUAGUUCCUCUCCAGGAAGCCGGCAUGGAGAACAGGAUCCAGGUCCUCAAGACGCCUGUGAAUAUUCUUCAGCUGACCCAGGACAAGAGGCCGCAUUUCCCUUCACCAGACACGACCGUCACGGUUUCCAUCGCCACCGUGCCGAACUACCCGCCUGUGAAGACGGAGGUGCCCGGCCAUGGCUUCUCUGUGACUGUGCCAAACAACUGCACUGACACCAACAGCCAUGUGUUCGACCACCAGCUCAGCCGCGGCAACAUCCAGUUCAGCUCCAGCAGCCAGUCCCGCACGCCCCCGGACUCCACCUUCACUGAUAGUUUCAAGGAUGGUUCCCAGGAGACGUUUUCCUUCCCGGGAGAUCUCCAGUUACGCAUGGCCUCCAUGACGCCCGAGUACACUCAGUUUGACACCGUGCCCGGGAAUAAUUUUGAGUAUGCUCUUGAGGCUUCCAAAUCCCUGCGCCAGAAAACAGGAGACGGCACGAUGACAUACCUGAACAAGGGCCAGUUUUACCCCAUCACCCUCCGGGAGGUUGACAACAAAGGCUUGCAACAGCCCAUCACCAAAGUCAGAAGUGUUGUGAUGGUGGUGUUUGGAGAGGAGAAGUGCAGAGAUGACCAGCUCAAACACUGGAAGUACUGGCACUCCAGACAGCACACGGCUAAACAGAGGUGUCUCGACAUCGCUGACUACAAGGAGAGCUUCAACACCAUCAGCAACAUUGAGGAGAUCUCCUACAACGCCAUUUCUUUCACCUGGGACACAAAUGAGGAGGCCAAAAUCUUCAUCUCCGUGAACUGUCUGAGCACUGACUUCUCCUCUCAGAAGGGGGUGAAAGGUCUCCCUCUGAACCUGCAGAUCGACACAUACAGCUACAACAACCGCAGCAACAAGCCCAUCCACCGUGCCUACUGCCAGAUCAAAGUAUUCUGUGACAAGGGAGCCGAGAGGAAGAUCCGAGACGAGGAGAGGAAACAGUCCCGUCGGAAAGGGAAGGGGGCUGAGCACAACCCCAACAUGGCUUUUGUGGAUGUGAAAGUGCCCAUCCUCCAGAAGCGCAACGACGUGACCAUAUUCAAGAUGAUGACCGACUUUGAGACCCAGCCGGUCCUUUUCAUCCCUGACAUUCACUUUUCUGCGUUCCAGCGUCAUCCUUUCCCGGCGGAAGAGGGAGAAGACAGCAGCUCAGGCAUGAGGAGAUUACCUUUCAGUGACGAUGAGUUUGGUCCACCCGCGAGCAAGAUGCCAAGAGCGGACGAACCCAAGAAAGUCCUGCUGUAUGUUCGCAAAGAAACAGAGGAGGUGUUUGACGCCCUCAUGCUGAAGAAUCCCACGCUGAAAGGCCUAGUGGAAGCUAUUUCAGAGAAGUAUGAGCUGCCUCUGGAUAAGGUUGGAAAGGUCUACAAGAAGUGCAAAAAAGGGAUUCUUGUCCACAUGGACGACAACAUCAUCAAACACUACUCCAACGAAGACACGUUCCAGAUCACCAUGGAAGAGCAGGGCGGCAUGUACAAACUCACGCUCACCGAGAUCUGAUCCUGUGAUUCUGAACACACGUGUGGUGGAUAAAUGGAGCUGUCAGGUUUACACGCUUCUGGCUAUUACAUACACUGAUUAUGAACUGGAUCUGAAAACUUACAUCUCUGCACUGCGAUCGUGUCAAACGGCUCUCUAAGAACGUCCAGAAAGGGCGUUUAAAAGCAGGCACUCUUAAUUGUCAGCAGUGCCUUUUAGAGAUGUAAGUUAUACAUGUGACUAAAUGUAAAGCUUUUUUUGUGCAUAAGAAUUAAGAAUUGAAGAGUCUUUGUUUUGACACUUUUGUAUUUUAGUCAGGAUAUGAGUGGCAUCUCAGAUACAAAUGCUUAUUUUUGUAAAUACUGUUCAGGUUUGCAGGAAGGUUGUAGAGCCUCUUUACCUCAAGCUAUGCAAGUAGCAGAGAUUUCUACGUAAUUCAUGUAUUUGAAUUUAUUUUAAAAAACAGAUCUUCUUUCCUCCCCUAAAGCCACAGCACUGAUGACGGCAGUCUCCAAAAGUUGGCUAUUUCGCUUACAAAAAGAUGAGAGCAAAUUGUUGAUGGCACCUCAAGGUAGUUUAUUAGUAGUAAAACAUAUAAGGCAGUAUUUGGAAGAUCACCACACAGUUAUGACAUAAUAUUAUAAAUGUCUCUUUUUUUAGCACCGGGGGCUGUUUUUGUAAAUGAUAAAGUCUUAAUGAUGUCUAUUUUUUCUUCAAAUCAAUUUAAAUAAGAGCCUCUUUGUAAGUAUUACAUAGUUGUUACUGAUAACGUAAAAAAAAAAAAAAUCUCACACACACACACACACACACACACAAACACACACAGCUGUCCUUGUCGAGUAGUUUUCUGAAUGUUGAUGGAAAAGGUCAAUUAAUAUCUUGCACAGUCUUCGUAGGCUGUCCCAGAAGUGCAAUAAAGCUUAGGCUGCAUUCAGAAAAUGAUCCUCCUCUAUUGCCAUAACUACAGUAUAGAAAACAUGCAGAUUUUAAAAUUUUAAUAUUGUUGUACAUAUGAACUGGAUUAAGCAAAAGAUCUUUAUGAUCACUCUUUUGUAUCUCAGUACUUAUUGUGUAUAUAUUUAUUAAGAGAAAGGAUGUGGGCCAUAGUAUGUAUAACCAGUUUUUUCUAUUAAUCUUAAUAAUAUAAUGUCUUUUUUGCCCUUUUAUAUGAAGUUAUGAUAUCAUUACAUGUCAAAGGUUUCAUGAAUGCUCUGUUGUAUGUUGCCUUUUGUAAAAGAUUUGACGUAUCGAUUGCCCAAUAAAAGCUCCGGAGUAGCUGGCAUAUAAGAUGUGUUUUUCCUUGU